CUAACCAAUCAUUAACGACCACCCGCGGUAACGGUGCCGCCUCCUGUAGGCGCAAAUCGCCCAGAGAGAAGACGGUAAUUUUUUAUUCUGCCGUUUACGGCGUUAAUGUCCGUUUAUAAUUUUAAUGCCGGGUGUGUGAGCGCGUCCUGAGCUUGUUUCAGCAUGGCCCUGAUGGGGCUCUGAAGCGUCUGUGUGAACAUUUGAAGCGGACAAAGUGAAAUGCAUCCCCGGAGCGCUGAACCUGUUCCAUCCCGCACACAAAGCCUGUGAAGCAGGCCGUGUUUUUUCCCUCACAGAGACACCGCGCGGAUGAUGCUCAAACAUGUCGGGGAAUCAUUACAAAGGACACGAAGUCAGCUGCUGCAUCAAAUACUUCAUUUUCGGAUUCAAUAUUCUGUUCUGGCUGUUGGGCAUGGCCUUAGUUGGAAUUGGAUUGUGGGCAUGGAGUGAGAAGGGGGUUCUGUCCAACAUCUCCUCCAUCACAGACCUGGGGGGUCUGGACCCAGUCUGGCUCUUCAUGGUGGUCGGGGGGGUCAUGUUCAUUCUGGGCUUUGCCGGAUGCAUCGGAGCACUGCGAGAAAACACCUUCCUGCUCAAGUUUUUCUCUGUGUUUCUGGGAAUCAUCUUUUUCUUGGAGCUGACGACGGGGAUCCUGGCAUUUGUCUUUAAGGACUGGAUUAAAGACCAGCUUAACCUGUUCAUCAACAACAACAUCAGGGCGUACCGGGAUGACAUCGAUCUACAGAACCUCAUCGAUUUCACUCAGGAAUAUUGGGAGUGCUGUGGUGCAUUUGGAGCAGACGAUUGGAACCUGAACAUCUAUUUUAACUGUACUGAUGGGAAUCCCAGUCGGGAAAAGUGUGGAGUUCCCUUCUCCUGCUGCACCAAGGACCCAGCGGAGGAUGUAAUAAACACUCAGUGUGGAUACGACAUUCGAGCUAAACCAGACUCGGAGCAGAAGGACUACAUUAACGUGAAAGGCUGCGUGCCGCAGUUUGAGAAGUGGCUACAGGACAACCUCACCUUGGUGGCCGGGAUCUUCAUAGGAGUUGCACUACUGCAGAUUUUUGGGAUUUGUUUGGCCCAAAACUUAGUGAGUGACAUCGAGGCUGUGCGGGCGAGUUGGGUGCCCCCCCCUCUCUCCAUGCGUCGACUCCCACCACACUCCAGCAAGAAAGCAUCGGCUUACUACUCAUGAGACACACACACACACAUGCUGUAUGUGUGUUUGUAGCCGUUUCUUUACCUAAUGCUGAAACAGCAUUUCAACUCUAACAGUCUUUGAACACACCUCCUUGGAACAGAACGCCAGGGAGCAUUCAGAGGACGUCACUGAUCACCUGCACCAUUUUGUUCACUGAACCAGCACCUUUUCUCAAGGCACUAAUACGUGAAGAAAAAGCUCUGUAUAUAACACUGUGUGUGACUACUGUAAAAAGGUAACUGUUGGAGAGGAUGGUUAAACAUGCACUACAUGCGGAUCGUCACAAUGCUCCAGUUUUGAUAGCUACGUGUAGAGAGUAGGAGUUUUGAUACAUCUUUUUGAUAUUAGAUUGGUAUUUUUCACUGUGGAAAUAACGCUCCAUUGCUAAACCCAUCAUAUAGGACUGUGAGAUAGUGUAUAAAAGAAACCGAAGUUCAGUGCUUGCUUUACUUUUCCACCACUUGCCCAGGUUCUGGUCAUUUUAUCUACAAAGAUGAACUGAUUUCUUGUUGUUACACUAACAAUGAAUUUUGAUUUCUGUUCAGUGACUGUUUGAUCAGCAGUGAGGAUGUUUGUGCACUCUGUUUGCGUAGUUGAGCUAAAUAUUCUCCAAACACUAACUCAUCCAGCAUUGGAGGAAAUCACCACACGUUACUUCAACUGUUUAGCAUAAUGAGUUACUACUCCGCUAAUGGACUAAAAGGGACCUCACUUAAUUAUGUGAUGGAGGUUUCCCAUUACUAACAGAGACAAUAUUUCAUUACCACUGUGUUGCUCCAGAUUCUGAGCAGCAUGGUUGUAUCUCCCAUGGCUUUACCCUGGAGAUCAACCCUGUAUUCUUGUUAGGUACUGACUAAACACACAGGGAAUUAGCCAGUGUCAAUAAAUAUCUGGUCAGAUGUCCAAACUUGUUCACUUAUUCUCUGCUCAGAUGAUUCCAAGCAAUAAAACAUGUUAAAACUUCG
Molecule: messenger RNA, 2169 nt
Organism: Lates calcarifer (barramundi perch)
Lineage: Eukaryota; Metazoa; Chordata; Actinopteri; Centropomidae
Gene: tspan5a
Product: tetraspanin 5a
Exons: 11
Coding region: 323-1198 (291 amino acids)
Biological process (GO): regulation of vascular endothelial growth factor signaling pathway; protein localization to plasma membrane; protein maturation
Cellular component (GO): membrane
Source: RefSeq, a predicted model, not a curated record